CCUCCCCCCGGCUUGUUUCCUUAUCGUCAUCGCUGAUGUCGCCGUGUUACACUCGCUAGGUACCAUCACCGGCCGACUGCACUUCCACAACUGCCACAACAAACUACAGCAAUAUGGUGUACUUCCGAGAGGACUAUACCGUGUAAAAUGUGGAAUAAGCAGCGGCAAUCAAAACAGUGAAGGACCACCUGUGCCGCGGGGGAAAUGCAGGACGAAAGCGGCAAAGCAGCAGCCGGGAGCCCCGCAGUAGUCAGUGCAACCACAGCGCAGAAUUCAGUUCAUUUGAACGGUCAUACUGUCACUCAAAAUGGCCACAACCCGACAGCUACACCUGCACCGCAGCCAGAGUUUGAAUCCCAAUCCCAGAGUCCUGCACCUGCUCCGACCACGAUCGUCCCGAGGGAACAGUGGGGAGGGAAGUACGAGUUCCUGCUCUCCUGUAUUGGAUACUGCGUGGGACUGGGGAAUGUGUGGCGGUUCCCGUACCUUUGUUAUCGAAAUGGAGGAGGUGUGUUUCUCAUCCCCUACUUCAUAAUGCUGUUUUUUACGGGUGUUCCACUCUUCCUCAUGGAGCUGAGUUUAGGCCAGUAUGGAGCAGCUGGCCCCAUCACUGUGUGGAAAUGCUGCCCCCUGCUCAAAGGUAUCGGCAUUGGAAUGCUGUGUGUGUCCACGCUGGUGUGUCUCUACUAUAACGUCAUUAUAGCGUGGACGUUUUACUACCUGGGCAGCUCGUUCCAGAGCCCUCUGCCCUGGUCCUGUGAUGCUGUAGCCAAUAUAGGUCUAUGUGGUAACAGCACCACUGGCAAUAGUUCCACUGGUAAAGUCCUCAGCCCCACAGAAAUCUUCUGGAAUGAGCGUGUGCUGGGUGUAGUGCACAGUGAGGGCCUUCAUGACCCCGGCCCUGUGCGGUGGCCCCUGGCCCUGUGCCUCCUGGCUGCCUGGAUCGUCAUCUUCCUGUGCAUGCUCAAGGGUAUCCGCAGCUCUGGCAAGGUGGUUUAUGUAACAGCUACCUUCCCAUACUUUGUGCUCAUUGUAUUAAUAAUCAGAGGUGCUACACUGGAGGGCUCUCUUCAAGGCGUCGCUUUCUACCUCACACCAGACUGGAACCGAUUAGCUAAUGCACAGGUGUGGAAUGAUGCAGCCUCACAGAUCUUCUACUCCUUAGGUAUUGGAGUUGGAGGGCUGCUUUCUAUGGCCUCUUACAAUAAGUUUGACAAUAACGUCAUCAGGGACACUUUGAUUAUCACCACAGGAAACUGCAGCACCAGCUUCUUUGCAGGAUUUGCUAUCUUCUCAAUUCUGGGUCACAUGGCAUGGAAGAAGGGAGUGCCUGUUGGAGAGGUGGCAGAUACAGGUCCUGGGUUAGCCUUCGUCGCAUACCCAGAGGCCCUUGCUCUGCUGCCAGGCUCGGUCUUCUGGUCCAUUAUGUUCUUCCUCAUGCUCUUUAUGCUAGGGAUCGAUACGCUGUUUGGCAACAUGGAGGGCAUCACUACGGCCGUGCUGGAUGAGUUUCCGCAGCUCAGAAUGAACGCGCUGCACAAGUCCUUGUUCUUGGGCGCCCUGUGUUUUGGCUUCUACCUGAUGGGUCUCCUGUUAGUGACCAAUGGUGGGAUUUACUGGUUCACUCUCAUUGACUCCUUCAGCACUAGUUUUGGCCUCAUCAUCAUCACCCUCUUCAUGUGCAUUGGCAUCUCCUUCUUCUAUGGAGUAAACCAGUUUUGUCAAGACAUCAUUGAUAUGAUCUGCCACUGCCCUCCCUGGUGCAGCAAAGUGCUGCUUUACUUCAAAGCAUGCUGGGUUUUCUGCACUCCGUUUCUUCUUCUGUUCAUCCUGACCUACAUCUUUAUUGAGAUGUACAACACACCGCUCCACUACGGGUCGUAUGUGUAUCCACGCUGGGGUAAAGCGCUGGGUGUGUGCAUAGGUGCGACCUGCUGUCUACAGAUCCUCAUCUGGGCCAUUGUAGCCAUGAGCAAGGAAACUGGAAGUCUGAAAGACCGUUUCCAGAAAUCGAUUCGACCUCUUAAUUCCUGGAGGGUAAACAACAUGAACAGCUCCGCGAGAGCACAGGAGCGCAUGGAGCCCGAGAGAGUGGAGGCUCCGUUCACUGUCACGCUCACAGACAUGGACUUCAAUGCAAUGACGUGGGAGGUUGGAAGCCAGGCGUGAUGGCACGGACAGAGCAGUGAUGAACGCACAGUGAUGAGAAAACUACGUUGUCAAGAGACAGGAAUUUCUUAUUAUGUUAUUUGCCCCAGCUUGGUUCUGGUGGCCAGACUGUGUGUCCUGCAGGGCAGUAUGGAUUAAUUGUUUUAUUUAUACUGUUAUCAUAUUUUUUUGAUUGUUUACUUUUUUUAACGUUGUGUAGAAUAUAUAGUUCUGAGAUGGCACAGUACGAUACUACCAGGGCAUUUGGAUGAUGCUGAUCUUGCAGUGUAUCUGCAGAUCUUGAUAUCAUUAGUGUGUAAUGAAUUUUUACUGAGAGCAAUCAACAGCAGCAGAGGGACCAGAUUCAGUUUUUUAACGUACAAACAGGAGGGACAAAAAAAGUACACUGACUGUUGACCGGACCUGGAGAGGUGACUUCAAGUCCUCAGCCUGCCAGACUAAAAGGUGCUGAUGACUCAGUCACACAGAGGAAUGUGUUGAGUCCUUUUCACUUUUUAAAAUGAAUGAUUGCUGAAAUUAUUGCUAUAAAUAAAUACAUUUUUUAAAUCUUGCCAAAUGAACAUUUAAGCACUAACUAUGUGUUUGUAUUAUAGUAAACACUCAAGUGUCUUGUCUGACCAUCUGCAUUUCAAAUUUACUCUUGAUUUGUUGCUCUGAAUAUUGAUAUUGAUCAAAUCAAUAACAUUGAUUGUAACAUUUACUACAGCCUAUAGUAGUAUUGUAGACUGGCUUUUAAGUGGGAAGUUUCUAACUUUCCUUUGUUAUCUUUAGAAGGAAAGUGAUAGGAGUCAGUGGCUGUCUGCACAGAUGUAGGUUUUUAGUUUUUUUUAUGUUUACUGGAACUUAGCUUUUACAGUCCUUCACUAUCAAUUCCCCCCUCUGCUAUUUAUUAUCAGAAAGCCCCUCUAAGGUCAUUGUAUGUCACUGGUAAAAUGUAUUGUCUGGAAAGGCACUCGUCGGGUAAAUGUGUUAUUCUCAUGAGAACUUGAUUAAUAUGAAGAUAUCAAUCUUGCUAACAUUUUUCACAACUAUCAGAGGCCACAAAUGUUUCUCUGAUUUGAGGGCCUGCUUUGAGAAGAAAUCAGAAGUCGCUGCUUAAAUGUUAUUUAUUGGCAAAUUGCCCAUAAUGCUUAACUGAUAAAUGUUAUUUGGCAGUCAGGUCAAUGUAUUUUUUUAGUAGACAUGAUAUUAAACUUGGGACUGAAAGGAAAGAGUAAUGUGAAUACCCUACCUAAAUGACCAGAGAAAUAACAUUUGUUAAUCAUACUAGUUGCACUUCUCUCACAGAGGGCUUUAAAUGGCCAAAAGAUUUAAAUUUGGUUAGCUGAUGAAAAUUCUCUGUUUUUUCGGCUGUUUACUCAAAAAGUUUUCGUGGGCAUACAGAACCUGUUGUCCAAUUGCAAAUAAGUAGAUGAUAACAGACAAAAACUUGCUCUCUUUCAAAUCAUGUUUCAGGCAGGAUUGUGACUUGUAAACCUUCAAUUAAGAACAUUUUAUUAUCCUUUGUUUUAGGAUUGUGUGUCAUGUCAUGAAACUCCUUUAAUUUUAAGUAAUCUUUUUGCCUUUGUACACAUUGUUGCCUUUCUCUUGUAUAGUUUAUUGCUGUGAAUAAUAAUUAAAUAUUGUCAGUCCUCACAUCUUUAUAGAACUAUUCAUUUGUUGUGGCUUAUGUGCUGAUUAGAUGACUAUAUAGCCAAAAUCGUAAUAAACAUGGUAACCUUAACAGUCAGUGAUGUGGUGUCCUGCUGGUGUGUGUGUUUAGUAAGGAGAGACACAUAUCCAGGAUACACACAAGA
Messenger RNA from Chelmon rostratus (copperband butterflyfish), 3965 nucleotides. RefSeq names its product solute carrier family 6 member 7 (gene slc6a7). Bases 205 to 2169 code for a protein of 654 amino acids. The transcript has 14 exons. Gene Ontology annotation, molecular function: L-proline transmembrane transporter activity. Gene Ontology annotation, cellular component: membrane. Gene Ontology annotation, biological process: sodium ion transmembrane transport. NCBI's taxonomy places the organism in Eukaryota, Metazoa, Chordata, Actinopteri, Chaetodontiformes, Chaetodontidae. The record is from RefSeq and is a predicted model, not a curated record.